Molecule: messenger RNA, 635 nt
Organism: Aphidius gifuensis
Lineage: Eukaryota; Metazoa; Arthropoda; Insecta; Hymenoptera; Braconidae
Exons: 4
Coding region: 58-513 (151 amino acids)
Source: RefSeq, a predicted model, not a curated record
UUGAAAGUGUUUUUUUUUUUCUUUUGAAAAUCUUGUGGAUCGUUUUGAAAAAGUAAAAUGAAAAUGUCACGGGGAAGAUUGAUAAUGAUUUUAAGUUUAUUUGCUUGGUGUGCGUAUGUGGAGGCAGGAAGACAAACUCGACCAGUGGAUUGCGAAAAAUACGUAUAUCAUCCACACUGCAGAGGAAUACAAGCAAAAAAACGUGUUUAUCCAGCUGAAAUAAAAAUUGAUAAUACAGAACAACCUUGUGUAUGUUCACCAUCAUCAUCAUCAUCAUCGUCAUCACCUGGUACCAAAGAUUCCAACAAUCGUCGAACGACAUUUUCAAAUUCAAAACUUCUCGAUGCAAUGCUAAAUGGUCUUGAUAUGAAUACAAUUUAUGAAGCGUAUGCUGCAUCAUCAGAUCGACACAGAAAUUACAACGAUAUUACCAGAGAAAGAAAUUCACAACGAAGAAGACAACCAAUUGACAAUACGAUUGAUAUUAACGACUUGGAUUUAUUAGAUUAUUAACGUCAUUUACCAGAUAUUUAAAUAAUUCCUUGGUGGAAAUAUUUCUCCGUUUUUUUUUCCACUUUUUUCGGAAAAAGGCGGAGAAACGAAGGAGAAAUAUUUACACCAGGAUUAAUAUAACG